Messenger RNA from Peromyscus californicus insignis, 1211 nucleotides. RefSeq names its product ceramide synthase 1 (gene Cers1). Gene Ontology annotation, cellular component: membrane. Gene Ontology annotation, molecular function: sphingosine N-acyltransferase activity. Lineage: Eukaryota; Metazoa; Chordata; Mammalia; Rodentia; Cricetidae. The record is from RefSeq and is a predicted model, not a curated record. Gene Ontology annotation, biological process: ceramide biosynthetic process. The transcript is spliced from 7 exons. Bases 87 to 1139 code for a protein of 350 amino acids.
CCGGCCUGGCUGCAGCGCGUGACGCGGGGGCGCGCAGCGGCUCGGAAGCUUGCGGGCAGCAGCGGGACAGCGGGCGAGCGGGUGGCAUGGCGGCUGCGGCGACGACCACUGAGCUCGAGGCGCCAGAGCCCAUGCCGAGCUAUGCGCAGAUGUUGCAGCGAAGCUGGGCCUCGGCGCUGGCGGCGGCACGGGGCUGCGGGGACUGCGGCUGGGGAUUGGCACGCCGCGGCCUGGCGGAGCACGCGCACCUGGCUGCGCCCGAGCUGCUGCUGGCCGCGCUGUGCGCUCUGGGCUGGACCGCGCUGCGCUCGGCGGCCACCGCGCGCCUCUUUCGGCCCCUGGCCAAGCGGUGUCGUCUGCAGCCCAGAGAUGCUGCCAGGUUACCUGAGAGCGCCUGGAAGCUUCUUUUCUACCUGGGCUGCUGGAGUUAUUGUGCCUACCUGCUCCUGGGUUCCCGUUACCCUUUCUUCCAUGACCCGCCCUCCGUCUUCUAUGACUGGAGGUCGGGCAUGGCGGUGCCCUGGGACAUAGCCACCGCCUACCUGCUGCAGGGCAGCUUCUACUGCCACUCCAUCUAUGCCACCGUGUACAUGGACACCUGGCGCAAGGACUCUGUAGUCAUGCUGGUACAUCACGUGGUCACCCUGCUCCUCAUCGCCUCUUCCUACGCCUUCCGGUACCACAAUGUAGGCCUCCUCGUGUUCUUCCUGCAUGAUGUUAGCGACGUGCAGCUGGAGUUCACCAAGCUCAACAUCUACUUCAAGGCCAGGGGCGGCGCCUACCACCGUUUGCACGGGCUGGUGGCCAACUUGGGGUGCCUCAGCUUCUGCUUCUGCUGGUUCUGGUUCCGCCUCUACUGGUUCCCGCUUAAGGUUCUGUAUGCCACCUGCCACAGCAGCCUGCGGUCGGUGCCCGACAUUCCGUACUAUUUCUUCUUCAACACGCUCCUGCUGCUCCUCACAGUCAUGAACAUCUACUGGUUCCUGUACAUCGUGGCUUUCGCUGCCAAGGUGCUAACUGGCCAGAUGCGUGAACUGGAGGACUUGAGGGAAUACGACACUUUGGAAGCUCAGACCACCAAGCCCUGCAAAGCUGAGAAGCCGCUGAGGAAUGGCCUGGUGAAGGACAAGCUCUUCUGAGUCCCUGUCCUCAACUCGGCCAUCCAGGACUCCUCCUAUCCUACCUGGGAGACUGGCCCCGCCCCUGGAGAC